Messenger RNA from Plenodomus lingam JN3, 2277 nucleotides. The record is from RefSeq and is a predicted model, not a curated record. Lineage: Eukaryota; Fungi; Ascomycota; Dothideomycetes; Pleosporales; Leptosphaeriaceae.
AUGGUGUCGAGGGCGGGUGCAAGGAGGCACCAGUGGCGCAUGAGCGAACAAGAGGCAAGAGACACUCGCGAACAGGAUUCGUGCUUACUUUUCCACGCCGCUUCUUUUCCCUGUUGUACUGACAGACAUAUUCGAGUUCUAGCACUCGUCAAUUUGACGUACACGGCGGCAAGCGCCGAGUUCCUCCGUUCGAGUUUUGGCACGUCCACUGCAGCAACAGCAGAAGACUCCAUGGUGAGAUGCUGGGUCGGGGAGAGUCAAGCUUUGCUUGGCCAGUCUGGAGUAGUCGAAGGGUAUGCCAUAUGGACGGAUUGGCUCGCUGAUGGCUGGGGAGGGGAGGGGGGCGGCAGUCAGACCGUCAGAGUCGGCACCCAAGUCGCAAAGUCGCAAUGUCCGGCUCGUGGCAAGGGUGAUGCUUUGCCCUUUGUGGUCAAUUUAACCACUUCUUUAGCCGGUGGGCAUUGCCAGCCCCGCAAAAACCCAGGAAAGCUUGAUGAACGAUGCUCGCUCCAUGCUUGGCCUUGGUCAUGGUGGCCCGCCAUAACCUUGGAGGCAACCCUUCUGGCAGGCAUCGUCUUCACUACGCCUUGGCCGCACUUGAACCCCUCUUCUCUCAUGCUCUUCUCCCUUCUCACUCACACUCACGACCUCGCUAGCCAUCUCCAAUGGCUGGCUGCUGUCAGAUCACAGAUGGCACAGUCAAUAACUACGGAACGUCUGUUCCUCAGUGGCAAUUCACUGCGUAAUGUCAACUCUCUCAAGUCUCUCAAGUCUCUCAAGUCCAAGUGUGUCAGCGUAUACUGUACUGUGCAUGAAUGCACACAAGUGGUGCAGACAGGCAUGAAACGAACGGCCACCGGCCACCACGCCAUCCUGUCCCAAGGCACAGUACAUCGUCGCAGAGCCAAUGACUUCCACCGUCACCGCCGCAAGUGGGGGUGCUGUGCUGACGACCUUCUGACACAUGUCAUCGCCGACGGAACCUCCUGCAGUGUGCCAGACGACCUCAUGCCCGACCUCAUGCCCGAAAUAACAAUCGCGUCUGACGGGAGAGAAUCGCGCAAAGCCAACAUGCCUACAACAUGUACCGGUAAGACGUCCGAUGAUAUGCACCAGGCAUGGGUAUACUAUGCAAACGUGCAAGACGGCUCACAGAACAAUCUCUCUGGUGCCAAAGGCCUCCACUUUCCGCUCCAACUUACCAUUCACAUGCAACGGGCCGGAGCAUAUUCUAGACGUGUUUUGUACAGGAGGCACGGCUGCAGCCUGCCACCAUCGCACAUAACUACUCUAUCAGCCAAAAAUCUCCACAUCUUCCUCCUCCAGCCGCGCGACUCGAGGACCCGCCCGCAUCGCGGAGGUUUUGCUAACAUGGGGUUAGAGAUAGAGUUUCGUAUCGUGGGCACUUGGACGAAGCUUGGUGGAACGACAGGUAGGGAAAAACCUCACGUCUUCUAUACCUAUAUUGUACAAGCCGGAUUGUGGUGGAGCCUUCCCGCACAAAGUCACCGCUUCAUGAUUCUCUCUACCCUUUCCGGGUCCCCUCGAUUGUCCUGGUCUGCACACAUGGUUAGCCUCUGGAAAACAGCGUGUAUACAUGCAUUGAUGCUCGGAGAUUGGCAUGAUGCCUGUAAGCAAAAUUCGCGGUGCCUACCGUACCAUGUCUUACUCUACUUGGAGAGCUCUGCUCGGUGCCACAUCAAGGGACCGUCAAAGGUACGAGUCCACGAGCGACAGUACUGCAGCAUCAUCGUAUACGGGAUUGCCCAAGACCAUACAACCUGCACGUCCACAGCCUAUGUAGGUACCAGAGGCAUUCUUCGGCUGAGCGGAUGGCGCCUCCGCCACUCUCCACUAUAUCACCGGGCACCACUUAUUCUGCGCCAUCUCGUGACGCCCUGGCUGGUAUACUAUACAAUAAGUACAGUAUACCCACCCAACCCAUAUCCCGCCAUCGGGGUCGAAUGGUUAUGCGUUCCAGUAUCCCGGCUUGCCGCUGCGCUUGGACAGGGGCGAAUUGCUGUGGCCUGCUGGCAGCAGCCUCACAGCUGGGGCGAGCAUUGUGUAAUAUCCACAGAGCUUGACGGCUACCUGACGCACAUUUGGAGUGCGUUAAUGGUGUGUGUGUGUGUGUAUGUGUCUCGCUUCGACUCUGCAUACGAGCUGCCUGAGAUCCUGCAGACAGGCUGCAGAAACGUCGAUGAAUCUUGCGGGGAAGCUCAGGGGAAGCGAAGACAUAACACCCUGGGCUAUGAAGAUGGCCUCGACAUGGUUUGA